Messenger RNA from Zootoca vivipara (common lizard), 3760 nucleotides. The record is from RefSeq and is a predicted model, not a curated record. Lineage: Eukaryota; Metazoa; Chordata; Lepidosauria; Squamata; Lacertidae.
AGCUGUUUCAAUGGUGCAGCUUUCACAGUCCCCGCUUUGCCGCACUUCGCCUUCAUGCCACUCUGAGGAAGCGGAGGAGAAGAGCAUGAAACCCGCCAAGCAGCAGGUGACUCAGGGCCCUCAUGGGGACAAUCAGCCUCCCUUGAGCCCCCUGCAGGCAGCUUUGAGUUCUGCUGCAACGGCAUCCCAGGCGUAUGAGACUUACAUUGAUAAUGGACUUAUCUGCAUGAAACACAAGAUCAGGAAUAUUGAGAAAAAGAAGCUCAAACUAGAAGACUACAGAGAUCGUCUGAAAAAGGGGGAACCCCUCAAUCAAGAUCAGUUGGAAGCUGUUGAAAAAUAUGAUGAAGUGAUCCAUAACUUGGAGUUUGCUAAAGAUCUUCAGAAGACAUUUUCUGGGCUUAGUCAAGAUCUGCUGAAAGCACAGAGGAAAGCACAGAGAAGGGAGAGUAUAAUGAAGCUUGAAGCAGAGAAGAAGAAACUCCGCACAGUACUGCAGGUCCAGUAUGUGUUGCAGAGUUUCACUCAAGAGCACGUGCAGAAAGACUUCAAAUGUGGCUUGAAUGGCGCAAUAUUUUUGCCUUCUAAAGAACUAGACUACCUCAUUAAGUUUGCAAAAUUGACCUGCUCAGGAAGAAAUGAAGGCGUGAGUGUUGAAGAUCAAAUGGAGCAAUCGUCACGCUACUUCUGGGAUCUGCUGGAAGGCAGUGAAAAAACAGUAGCUGGGACAACUUAUAAAUGCCUGAAGGAUUUGUUAUCUAAACUGUUAAAUUCCGGUUAUUUUGAAAAAACUCCUGCUCCUUCCAACAUAUCAGUAAAAGAGGAAUCAGAAGAACUGUCUACAGGACCUGAGUUGUGUGAAGCAAUGCAAAGACCUGAAAAAACAAGACAACUCUCAAAUUCAGAACAUGUCAGUGAAUCAGAACCUCAAAUGGAGCACAUUCAGUCUGAGAUACAGCCUCAAGAGUUUCUUAAUAGGCACUAUUUGCCUGAAGCUGACUCCCCUAUCAAGAAGCCUGAGGAAUCCAAACCUUGGGAAAUGGAACAUGUUAAGACAAAUGAACCUCCAAAGUCCUGGGAAAUGCUUGUUGACAUGGAAGAGCAGGAGCAGAAGCAGAAACAAGAUUAUGUUAAAACUUUGGAAUCUGUAAGGCAGCAGGGAAAGAAACUGGAACUUUCAAAGCCUUGGGAAGCUCAUCUUAAGGAAGGUGGUGAUGAUCACAAGGAGGACGUUCCAAAGCCAUGGGUAACUCAGGUUGGAGAACAGCGGGACUCCCCUAAACACUGGAUGAGCAAAGCUAAGGAAGAGCAGGAGCAAAAGCCACAAUGUCCAACAACAUGGGUUGCUCAAAUAAAGGUGGAAACAGUACAAAAACCGGAACCUGUGAAGCUUUGGAGUACAUGUGUUGGAGAAGAGAAGGAGCAAAAGAAAAACGAACCUGCAAAGCAAUGGGUAGCACACAUCAAGGAAGAGAGGGAACAAAAAACCCAACCCCCAAAGGUUUGGGAAACACCUGAGGGACCACGGCAAGCACUUCAGAAGCCAUUACAGAACCCUCCAAAAAUAUGGGGAGCUGGAAAUCUUACCUCAAAGGAACAAUCUGGGCCAAAGAAGCCUGAUUUGGGAGCCAAUGAAGAUGGAAAGACAGAUGGAGUGAACGAAGGAGGCAUUGAUGCUAUGUUUGUUGGAGAACCUUGUAAACUACCUAGGAGCUUUGAAAACAGCCUUCAGGCACCCAAGCUUGUACAUCAACCAGCUGCAGAGUUUUGCUCUACUAGUCUUCCAAAGGAUCCAGUAUUAAGAAGGGAAAAACUACAAGACCUGAUGACUCAAAUACAAGGGACCUAUAAUUUCAUGCAAGAGUCUUUACUGGAUUUUGAUAAACCUUCACAACGUGCCAUUUGUUCGUCACAAGCACCUUCAGUUGAUUCCACAGCACCUAAUGAACAACCUUCAAGCCAAAAUGAUUUCCCUGAGGAACUGGUUCAGGUUGCUGCUUCUCCCAUAACCUUGCAUGGCUCAACCACCUCCUUAACUUCUGACAAUACACUGUCUGGAUCAGAAACUGAACUUGCGACACCACAGACACCUGUUACAAAUUCUCAAGAGUCUGAGAACUUCAGUCCACCUCAGUCCUUGUAUCAGAUAAGCCAAGAGAUUUCUGAAGUAUUAAUGCCUCAAAAAUCUGAAAUUUCUCAGGUUCCUAUUGCUCUUUCAAGUGAAUCACAGACAUCAUUGACUCCAUCAAGAGCUACCAUGUCACCAGUACCCCAAGGGAAGGGUUUCCAGUCUCCUUCCCCAAGUAGUAGCGUUAGCAUGAAAGCACCUCCCUUUCAGGCUGUGCAGAUUGUGUUCAAAGUGAAUGCACCUUUACCACCUCGCAGGGAGAGGGAUAUAAAAGAGAACUCUUUGCAUCCUACAGGAUAUAAUCAGAAUUUUUGUACAGCAAGUACACAGACUCCACCCCAGUGUAAACCACAGUCUACUCAAAAUGUUGAACAAACUGCUUUUUCUCAAGAUGGUUUGCCAAAUGGUAAGGAAAACCUCACUGUUCCUGUAAGCAAUGGUAGUCUCGCCUUUUAUGCAGCACAGACGACCACUUUCCCUAGACCACCUCAACCUUUUGUCACAAGCCGUGGAUCAGUCAGAGGCACCCUUCGAGGUGCAAGGUCAGCAACCAAUUCAUAUCGCUCUCCUGGUGGCUAUAAAGGUUUUGAAGUUUACAGGGGAUCGGCUUCUGUUCCUAAUGGCCUUUAUAGCCAAAUGCAUCUUCCUGGUAGAGAUUAUCCUUCAGUGCAGUAUCCUCACAGGGAUUUGAAUUACCAGCAGAACUAUAAGCGAGGUGGUAUUAGUAGUGGCCGGGCAACCUCAAGAGCAGGAUGGAGCGAUUCUUCUCAGGUGAGCAGCCCAGAACGUGACAGUGAGACUUUUGACAGUGGGGACUCUGGGCAGGGUGACUCACGCAGCAUUACUCCUGUUGAUAUGCCAGUGACGAGCCAAGCAACCACCUUUGUACCUGUGCACAUCUGUGCCUUCCCACAGCAAAUCAGAGUUGCCUUUUCGGCUACUAGAACUUCCAACUUUACUCCUGGAACUCUAGACCAACCUAUUACAUUUGACUUACUGUUACACAAUCUUGGCGAAGCCUUUAAUAUCCAUCUUGGUAGGUUUAGUUGUCCUGUGAAUGGUACUUAUGUGUUCUUCUUCAAUAUGCUGAAGUUGGCUGUGAAUGUUCCGCUGUAUGUGAACUUGAUGAAAAAUGAAGAGAUUCUAGUAUCUGCAUAUGCCAAUGAUGGUGCUCCAGAUCACGAGACUGCUAGUAAUCAUGCAGUCCUCCAGCUUUUUCAGGGAGACCAGAUUUGGUUACGCCUUCAUAGAGGAGCUAUUUAUGGAAGUAGUUGGAAGUACUCUACAUUCUCAGGAUUUGUACUGUAUCAAGACUGAAUACUGAUGUUUACAAUAGAUCUGCUCUAAACAAUUUGGUGAAGGACGGUGAAAACUGGGAAGACUCAUUUUGCACAGCACAUUAACUGCUUAAAACCUACCCACAUAAUUCUGAAAUGGGAUAUGGUGAACUGUUUUCCUAUGAGAUGGUGUUGGGUCAGCACAGAUGUGGCACUUUAUCAGUUUUGACGUAGUCUUGAUAGUAAAGCUGUGAAUGUAUGUUUGCAUUUCUCCCUGAACUGUAAUUAUCAGCUUACUACACUGCUCAAAAUUUGCCUCAAGUCUAGGCUAUUCACAAUGCCUUGUGCCUCAAUA